Messenger RNA from Didymosphaeria variabile, 2052 nucleotides. RefSeq names its product Ribulose bisphosphate carboxylase large chain (gene HGT3). The transcript has 7 exons. Gene Ontology annotation, biological process: transmembrane transport; carbohydrate transport. Lineage: Eukaryota; Fungi; Ascomycota; Dothideomycetes; Pleosporales; Didymosphaeriaceae. Gene Ontology annotation, cellular component: membrane. The coding region runs from base 1 to 2052 and encodes 683 amino acids. Gene Ontology annotation, molecular function: carbohydrate:proton symporter activity. The record is from RefSeq and is a predicted model, not a curated record.
AUGCACUUGCUGUCUGCUCCUCUUCUGAUCACGAAGCUGUGGCACCCUCCGCCAACCUUCAAGAUUCCUUCCCACUCGUACAACAGGAGGCCUGCCGACAUUCCUCUGCACACGUUUUCCUCCUCGGCUCGCCAAAGAGGCAGCGACGCAGCCCAUCUGCUGAACGACGACGACAAGGAGAGCACCCGCUCUUCCUUCGACACCCCCGAGUCCGACUCGGACCUCUCGCUUUGGAGCGACACUGGUGAUCUCGUCGACCAGCUCGCUGACCAGGAGGACCCCCUCCGCAUCCGCCUGCGCGACUCGCUCGAAGGAGGAACCUCGUCCCGCCCACGCCGCCAGCAGAAGCGCGUCCGCUACGAGUCCGAAACACGAUUCAACGAGAAGGAGCGAGGACUCAGGCUAGAGGACAUUGAGAUUCCCGACCCGGGACCACGAUCCAUAUCCAAAGCUGAGCGCAUACUCGCUUCCAUCAUGGCACCCGGCGAUGGACCCUCCCGUAUCCACGGGCUGCACGGGAAGAAGCUGAUCUACUUCACGAGCGUAUUCGUAUCAUUAGGCGUCUUCCUCUUCGGGUACGACCAAGGAGUCAUGUCCGGUAUUAUCACGGGUAUUUACUUCAAGGACUACUUCAAUCAGCCAACGGCUGCUGAAUUGGGAACCAUGGUUGCCAUUCUGGAAGUUGGUGCCUUUAUAUCUUCCCUGCUUGUAGGCCGCAUUGGAGAUAUGCUCGGCCGUCGCAGGACGAUCAUGUGGGGGUCUAUUAUCUUCGUUGUGGGCGGUGCCUUGCAAACAACCGCUACUGGCAUGCCGAUGAUGCUGUUGGGAAGAAUCAUAGCUGGUCUGGGGGUUGGUACAUUGUCCACCAUUGUGCCGGUCUAUCAGUCCGAAAUCUCACCGCCGCACAACCGGGGAAGGCUCGCAUGCAUAGAGUUCACUGGAAACAUCACCGGCUACGCCGCCAGUGUGUGGGUCGAUUACUUUUGCAGCUUUAUCAAGAACGAUUGGUCUUGGAGAGUACCUCUGUUCAUGCAAUGCAUCAUGGGAGGACUCCUUGCCGCUGGCAGUCUGCUCAUUUGCGAAUCCCCUAGAUGGCUGCUUGACAACGAUCAUGAUGAGGAAGGUAUUGUGGUCAUCGCCAAUCUUUAUGGAAAGGGCGAUAUCCACAAUCAAAAAGCUCGAGAUGAAUACAGAGAAAUCAAGAUGAACGUGCUCCUGCAACGUCAAGAAGGUGAACGUUCAUACGGCGAUAUGUUCAAGCGCUACUACAAGCGCGUAUUCAUCGCCAUGUCCGCUCAAGCCCUUGCGCAACUCAACGGUAUCAAUGUCAUCUCGUACUAUGCACCUCUUGUAUUCGAAGAGGCGGGAUGGUACGGCCGCCAAGCGAUCCUGAUGACCGGAAUCAAUGCCAUCACGUACCUACUUUCAACAAUCGUGCCUUGGUACGUAAUAGACACCUUGGGCCGGAGAAAGAUUCUGCUUUCUGGUGCAAUCGCUAUGGCCAUCCCUCUCCGCCAUAUCAUUCUUCCGCUUUCCAUCCGCGCCAAAGGAGCUAGUCUGAGUACGGCAACAAAUUGGGCAUUCAAUUGGCUCGUUGGAGAAAUGACCCCAAUUCUGCAGGAGCAUAUUCAGUGGCGGUUGUAUCUGAUUCAUGCAUUUUUCUGUGCUGUCAGUUUCGUUAUUGUUUGGUUCAUUUACCCGGAAACGGCCAACGUUCGUCUUGAAGAUAUGAAUUCCAUCUUUGGAGAUGCCACUUCAGUCCAGCCUACACCCCAACAACUUGCCGAGGCUGAAUCGCUGUUCAGCGGGAGUGCCCGAUCUCCCGUGCCAUCGCUCGAUAUUCGACGUGGUGCAGCAGAGAGCGCCAUUCCAGGCCUGGACAUUGACCCGCCAGACAACGUCGACAGUCUGGACAGCAAGCCAGCAAAAGAAGGCGAGAAGGGCGAGGGCAUCGGUGGUUGGAUCUCGAAUAUCGUCAAAAGGAACAAGGGCAACGGGGAAGGCGACUCAGGAGGGCAGUACAGGCAGGUUGGACAAGACGAGGAGAAUUAG